CACGUGACUAGCUCCUUCGGUGGGGUGACAGCUAAUACAAUGGCCAGCAUCAGUCCCUAUGGGGUCACUUAAGCAAGCACACAGUGGCCUGCAGCUCUGACGAUAAUGGCUGAGAGGGCCACAGACUAACUCCUUCAGUGAUGGAGCUGGAAGCUCAAAAGAAACCUCAAAAGCAUAGAAAACAUAGCGUAAAGGCCCAGGAGAAAUUUGCCAAGAAUUUUCCAUACAGGUUCUCCUGGAUGACAGAGCCCAGGACUGAGUCUCUACAACCCUGGGAAGUGAAGAACAAAUCACUGAGGGACCAGCUGCCCCUGCAGAAGAAUUUAGUGCCGACAAGAUCCAUCCCAGUCCCAGGGCUUGGAGCUCCAGACUUUACAUCGCCAUCCUACUUCCACCCAUCAGCCUUGCGGCCCCCACCAUACUACCUUUGGGAACUCAAAUUACUAAGCCUCCGCUUCCCCAGACAAGUUGACUAAGAAGAACUCCCUCCCCACGUCGAUGCAGACCACUUCUAAACCAGACCAGUGAGGUGAGAGAGUCAUCCAGGGCCCUGUCCUGGAACCCUACUCUGUGUGGCCUCUGUCCAUUGUCUUCUCCUCAGCAUGCUCUUGGAGCACCCACCAAGACUUUAGUGAGGGGAACAGCCUCUGUAGCCACAGGAAACCAGGAGCUUUCCACCUCCCUAUAAAACCACAUCAUACUAAUAAACUGCAUUUUCAAAUCA
This is a messenger RNA of Chinchilla lanigera (long-tailed chinchilla), 724 nucleotides long. RefSeq names its product chromosome unknown open reading frame, human C3orf22. The transcript is spliced from 4 exons. NCBI's taxonomy places the organism in Eukaryota, Metazoa, Chordata, Mammalia, Rodentia, Chinchillidae. The record is from RefSeq and is a predicted model, not a curated record.